AUUACACUUCUGCGAGUCCUUGCCGCUGUGUAGCUUUCCUCGUCAAUUCCAGUUGUUACGUCCUUUUUCUUGAUGGGUCUAUCAUUGAUAUGCUCCCUCUUCCCUCAAACACUGAACACAGGAUAAAAAUAGGUGAAGCAAAAUCCAGUCCACCACAAGACACAAUGAUACCGCUGAGAAGAUUUGCCGCCACAGCAUGCUAUACAUCCAAUUAUGGAUCUUUCUUAUCUGUAUUGGCUGAUGAUAAGUCUAAAGAACCCACCUUUACCAUCGAAGGAAAGAUCUAUUGCGAUCCUUGCCGCGUCGAAUUUGAGACAAGACUCAGCCACCCCUUGUCAGACAUAAAGGUGACAUUGGAAUGCAAGAAGAUUGGUGACGAGAAGAACAUAACAUAUACGGCGGAGACCCAAACAGACAAAAAUGGAUUCUACACGCUGGCGGUGAUGGGAGACCACCAGGAGGAGAUCUGCACGGUGCAGACGGAGAGAAGCAAUCAUCCGAAGUGCAAGGAGCCAAUGAAGAGGAUGGACGCAGAUAGAGUGGUGCUCACCAAGAAUGAUGGCGUCAGCUCCUCAAGGCGCUUUGUGAACCCUCUUGGUUUCAUGACUCGCAACAUUGAUGCUAGGUGUGUUAGCGUUGCCAAAGAGUUGGGUAUGUGGGUAGGCGCGGAAGACCAACACGAUGAAGCUUAGACUAUAUAUUAUG
Molecule: messenger RNA, 705 nt
Organism: Arachis duranensis
Lineage: Eukaryota; Viridiplantae; Streptophyta; Magnoliopsida; Fabales; Fabaceae
Product: olee1-like protein
Exons: 4
Coding region: 90-692 (200 amino acids)
Source: RefSeq, a predicted model, not a curated record